AUGCGUUCUAUUUUUUCAAAACUAAAUCUAUCAGUGCCUGUUAUAAUAAAUCGCUUUAUAAAAACUUCAUCAGUGAUGGCGAAAAGUAAAUUCGAGUAUGUAAGACUUUAUGAGCGGGAUAAUGUUUGCCUGCAAAAUUGCUGGAUUGUUGUGAGGAUAGAUGGAAAAAAUUUUUCAAAAUUCUCAGACGACCACAAAUUUUUAAAGCCUAAUGAUAUCAGAGCUCUUGAGUUAAUGAACAUAGCCGCUUCUGCGGUAAUAAGAGAGUUCCAUGAUAUUGUAUUAGCAUUUGGGCAGAGUGAUGAGUAUUCGUUCGUUUUUAGGAAAGAAACUAGCGCUUAUAAUCGCCGAGAAACUAAACUGCUGACUUACGUUAAUUCUCUUUUCUCAUCGGCGUAUACAUUCCACUGGCGUGACUUCUUUACAGAAUGUGCCUUGAAAUAUCCGCCGUCCUUUGAUGCCAGGGUGGUACUCUACCCAUCGGACGAAAAUUUAAGAGAUUAUUUAUCCUGGAGGCAAGCUGAUGUUCACAUUAAUAAUUUAUACAACACUUGCUUUUGGAAUUUAGUACAACGGCAAAAUAUGACUACCGCAGAAGCUCAAGAAAAAUUAAAAGGAACAGUCAGUAGCCAAAAGAACGAUUUACUUUUUGAUAGUUUUGGAAUUAAUUACAACAAUGAGCUGCCGAUUUAUCGGAAAGGUACAACGAUAAUUAAAAAAUUAAUACCCGACGAAAAUGGUAAAAUGAAGUCAACAGUUUUAAUUCUGAAUGAAGACAUCAUAGGAGACAGAUUUUGGAAAGAACAUCCCGAGAUUCUAGACCCAAAAGCUAAAGCAAAAAUCAAUAAUUUAAAUUGUAAAAAAUCAAAGUCGUAA
Molecule: messenger RNA, 876 nt
Organism: Cotesia congregata
Lineage: Eukaryota; Metazoa; Arthropoda; Insecta; Hymenoptera; Braconidae
Source: the annotation of a GenBank genome assembly